UUUGCACAGUAUGGAUUUCCUGCGACUUGUCAAACCUGACGUUUCGGUCGUUAAGCAGUAAAAAUUCGCGUGUGAAUAACAAACAAAAAUGAAUUCGAUUUUGAAGCCUAACGCCAUCAGAAGCCUGGCCAAGGCUGUGAACGCCAGUCGCCUAGGCUGCGUCCGUCAUGGCUCGUUUAAGGUCCAGGACGACAAGGACUUUCUGGAAAAGGUCGAGAACAGCAAAGAACCGGUGAUUGUGGAUUUCUUUGCGACGUGGUGCGGCCCUUGCAAGGCCCUUGAACCUAGGUUGGAAAAUAUCGUUGCCAAAAGAAACGGCAAAAUCACGUUGGCUAAGGUUGACAUUGAUUCAAUGGGCGAACUGGCCGCCAAAUAUGAGGUCAGUACAAUUCCAGCUUUAGUAGUUUUUCGCAAUGGCAAAGUCCAGGAAAGGCUGACUGGGCUACAGGAUGAGGACAAACUCAGUCUCUGGGUGGACAAGGUCUUGGAAGCAAAGUAGGGAAAAUGAUCGAUAUGUGAUUAGAAGCAACAAAAUUAAAUAUUUAAUUGUUAAAACGAUGUACUUUAGCUGGUUUAAAACUUUAAACAAUAAAUUAUAACGUUGAGUGUUAAUUAAA
Molecule: messenger RNA, 617 nt
Organism: Tribolium castaneum (red flour beetle)
Lineage: Eukaryota; Metazoa; Arthropoda; Insecta; Coleoptera; Tenebrionidae
Product: thioredoxin, mitochondrial
Exons: 3
Coding region: 89-499 (136 amino acids)
Cellular component (GO): cytoplasm
Molecular function (GO): protein-disulfide reductase activity
Source: RefSeq, a predicted model, not a curated record